GCUUCUUCAAAUUGAUAAACAACACUUGAAGACGAGACGCACAAAGGAGACGCUCUCGGAUAAAGUUCACUUUUUAAAAUUUAGAAUCUAACACGAUUAGACACAUGACGUCAUAGUUUCUGAGUGGGAAGUCACUUUAUUCUAAGCUUGCAAAAAGUGCUGAGUGGAUGCCUUUGGAGGAACAGGUGGCGCACGCCCCCACCUAACCCACCCCGGCCCCAGACUGUCUUUAUUUGUUCAAUUAGCGGCGAUACCCACUCACUCGGUACCAGGAGCGUCUUCGGCAGAGAACACCCAUCCCGCGAAGGUGCGCACAAGAGACGCACGGCGAGGACGCAGCCAUGCCGGUAGCCGACUGCGACGUGCCGCUGGAGGGGAGCAGCAGUAGCAGCGGCAGCAGCACCCACGAGGGCAGCGGCGGGGCAGAGGGCAUUCUCCCGGCCUCGCUGGCCAGCCCAGCCGCCGACAUCCUGAAAAACUUUUACCACACCAAGCGGGUCGGCAACUACCUGAUCGGCAGGAAGCUGGGAGAGGGCUCCUUCGCCAAAGUCAGGGAGGGUCUCCAUGCUCUCACUGGGGAAAAGGUGGCGGUGAAGGUGAUCGACAAGCGCAAGGCCAAGAAGGACUCGUACGUCACCAAGAACCUGCGGCGCGAGGGCCACAUCCAGCAGAUGAUCCGCCACCCCAACAUCACACAGCUGCUGGACAUCCUGGAGACGGAGAACAGCUACUACCUGGUGAUGGAGCUGUGCCCCGGCGGCAACCUCAUGAACCGCAUCUACGACAAGAAGCGGCUGGACGAGCGCGAGACGCAGAAGUACAUCCGGCAGCUGGUGCUGGCCGUGGAGCACCUGCACAGGGCGGGCGUGGUCCACAGAGAUCUGAAGAUAGAAAACCUCCUGUUGGAUGAGCAGGACAACAUAAAGCUCAUAGACUUUGGACUGAGCAACUGCGCCGGCAUCCUGGGAUACUCUGAUCCAUUCAGUACCCAGUGUGGGAGUCCCGCCUAUGCCGCCCCUGAACUGCUCUCCAGGAAGAAAUAUGGACCCAAAGUGGACGUUUGGUCCAUCGGGGUGAACAUGUACGCCAUGUUGACGGGGACGCUUCCCUUCACCGUGGAGCCCUUCAGUCUGCGGGCCCUGCACCAGAAGAUGGUGGACAAGGAGAUGAACCCUCUACCGCCAUCACUCUCCACAGCCGCCAUCUGCCUCCUGAAGAAGCUCCUCGAGCCAGACCCGAACAAGCGGCCCAACAUCCACCAGGUGAUGGCGGACUCCUGGCUGCAGCUCGCCAACAAGAACACAGGCGCGCCGUACCUCAACAGGAUCCACAUUGAGGAAAUCAACCACACGGUGUUGCUGCACAUGACGGAGAAGAUGGCGUACAAGCACAGCGAGGUGCUGAGCGCCGUGCUCACCAACCGCGCCUGCCACACCCUGGCCGUGUACUUCCUCCUCAACAAGAAAAUGAAGAGACUGUCCAAAGAGUACAGGGAAAUGCAGUUCCAGGAGAAGAAGAAAGGGGACAAGCAGAAGAACGAAUACUUCCAGACACAGUGGAGGAAGCACGUGGACAAGCUCACCAUCCCGCCCAAACAGACGCCUGUCUACCUGGCGGUGAGCAAGGGACCCACCAAGGAGAAGAAGCCCCGCACAGGUCUGUUACGUGCUAUAACUGGUGGCCAUCGUAACUCACCCCUGGCUCCGCCCGGCACCGUUGCGUCCUCCUCCAUGGAAUACCUGGAGAUCCAGCCUCUCUUCUCCAACACGCCGCAGCAGCGGAGGCGCCUAGCCACGCUCCCGCCGGUUAACACCAGUCCGGAGCACAACAUCCCCGCUCCGCCGGCGCCAUCGCCCAUCGGCAUGCACUCCUUCGGCUCCCUUUCCAAAGCCGAGCAAAUCGAAGACACUCCGGUGUCGCCGUGGUACAAGCUGACCAACGGGACUCUGUCGCCACCGCGCCACGUCUCCGCCUUCCAGCCGGACUCGUCCUACUUGAAGAAGGCCACAAUCCCCAGUCCGCCCGUUCUUAUCGUCAACCCGCAGCCAAAGAAGAGCAUUUCCACCGACUGGUGCGGUUCCUCCGACACCAGCGGGAGCCCUCCCAGCACCAUCGGAAGUCCAGCCGGCAGCUCGGCCUUCAGUCCGCCCAGGUCUGCUUUCAGCGCCCUCAACCCCUCGUCGGCGUUCAGUCCCCCAUCCAACAGCAGCAGCAGCGACCCCGACAGCCCCACGCACCGCAGCAAGUUCCCCUCCAUGGGGAUUGGACAGAUGCUGAAGAAGAAGGUCCAGCUGCAGCCGUUCACCUUCCGACCGGAACAGGUCGUAGAGGAAGUGGUGUCCCCGCCUCCUUACCCCAUGCAGACGCUCCUUUGCGCUUCAGUGAGCCACUUUGGUUUGAAAAGGUUCUUCAGGUGACGUCAGGACAAUGAGACUUGGAACGCGUCCUGAAGCAAUGACUCAAAUGUCCUAGAUAGAGUGGACAGAGGACACCAUGUACUACACACACACACACACACACACUGUAAUAUACACUGAGUUAUGUAAUAAUAACUGAGCCGCAGACUGAUUCACACCAGCUAAACGACCCAGCUCUUCCCCCCUCCCUGAAUACACGUCUAUGCGUUUUGUGUCGUCUGUGAAAUCAUUUUUAAAACUCCUUGAACGGACCUCCAGCUCAGCCGGCACCGCCGUAUUCCUCAGCGCUGACUGGAAGGCCGAGCUCGCUGCACUAGCCUGGAAAAACCAAAAUGUCUGGGAAUCAGAGUUGUUUACCACCUUUUACCUCACGCUCGACUGUGACGACGAUUAAGUACAAGUAGGUGCCAUGUCUUUUGGUUGUCGUAGCAACCUUCAUCCUUCCCGUUUGACUUUUUAUACCAGAGCGCUUCCGCUUCUGCUACUGGCUGGCAGUUAAAGUAUGUCCAUUAGUACACCAGUACAUUUAAAAAAAAAACACUUCUGGAAACACAUCAGCAAAAAGUCAAGUGCAUGCCAAAGCAACUAUAAGCCCGAACUGUAAAGGGCAUGGUAGCCAAUCAAGAGCCAGAGGAAAGCCAUUUCUGGAAAAGACACAAUGGCAGUCAUCAAUGUAGAAAAAGAAGAAUCAUUUGUGUAUCAUACUUGAAUAUAAAGUUAACAAAACAGUCAACAAUGAGGCUAGUUUUGCGAUCUAUGAACAAGUGCUGAAAAAUGCAAAUGCAUGUGAAUAAAAGGCCAAAAUGCAAAAAUAUACAAAAUGUGUAAACCCGUGUUUAUGUGGACAUCUGUCUCACCUGUUUCUAGUCACUUUUAAAGAAAAGAAAAAACAUAAAAAUACAGCGGAUCCUUGGUUUUCAUUGUUAAUUUGUCACAGAAGGUCAGAGGAAAAUCCCAAACAUACAAAAAAACAAAGCAAAUUUUCCCAUAGGCAAUAAUGUCAAUUCAAUUAUUCCAUUACAGACACAAAAACAUGAAGAAAAAUACAUUUUACAUAGAAUAAUUCUAAUUAUACAUGCAGAAAACAAGGAAUGGACACAACUUAUUGUGUAUGUGGACUUCCCGUACAUCACCUUCUUUGUCAAAGUCGUCAAAAGCAACUUUCUUUGGCCCCAUGGUGGGUUAUCGAGCAACCGUACUGCUAGGGUGCCGACUAGUUUGUUACGUGCAAUACUGUCCAACAACCGAGGCAAAAUGUUCAAUGAAAACCAAGAGUUGGCUGUAUGGAAAAAAAUAAUAAAUUGAGCCUUAGAAAAACUGGACUCACCUCGAGAAAAUGGUGAGACAAUGUUUUUUGUUUGUUUGUUUUUUUUAAAAAAAGAAACACAAUCCACUUCCUUUUUGUCUUAAUGCUGUAGUUUGUGCAAUAGUCUUAAGUGUUACAACUAACUGUUUGCCAAGAUGUAAAAACAACAAUGUAAAUAGCAGUAAGACUUCCAUGUUCCCGUCAUCCGUCUCUACAAAGCCAUCUUACGUGCUUCGGGCUUCGCACUGUUAAAAUUCCAAUUUAAAAGUUGCAUGCAAUGUUGUGACUGUCAAAAUUUGAAAUGAUUUCAUGAAGGAAUUCUAUGAAUGACGACGUCUUUGUACUUUUUUUGGUGCGGGUUCAUACAGAGAUUGCUACUGGAGGGGAGGUCUUUUGUAAGAUUUUGUAAUGGAUGGUUUUGUUUGUUUGUCAAGAGAUUUCUAUGCUGUAAAAAGUUAUUUUAAAUAUUUAUAUUGAACUCAUUAAUGCCUUUGUCUCUUAUUUGCACACCCUGACGUCUGACUGAAAUGAAAUAUUUUAGGGGGUGGGGGGAUUAUGUCUCCGGGAGUCUCCCUACUGAGAGUGCUGACCCCUUGUGCCCGAAGGAAAUGGAUGGAUGGAAGUAGGGAUGAGAUCACUUCAUGGGAUGAGAUGGGAUUUUGACAUUAUCAGAAAUAUAUGAUAAUACAUGGCACUCUGUGUGUAUGCUCGUGGCCCCGCCUCCACCCACCAAGACAGACUGACAAACUCUGUUCAUUCCGUUGUUCAAUGGAACA
Molecule: messenger RNA, 4499 nt
Organism: Doryrhamphus excisus (bluestripe pipefish)
Lineage: Eukaryota; Metazoa; Chordata; Actinopteri; Syngnathiformes; Syngnathidae
Source: RefSeq, a predicted model, not a curated record